GCAAAAUUACCAAGAUUUUCAUAACUCAUCUUCAUGGUGACCACUUUUUUGGACUUCCUGGCCUGUUGUGUACACUUAGCCUUCAAAGCAACCCUGACCCAAACAAACCACCUGUUGAGAUUUAUGGACCAUUAGGACUUCGAGACUUUGUAUGGAGGAGUCUGGAGCUCUCCCACUCACAGCUUCUCUUUCCUUACACUGUUCAUGAGCUCGUACCUACACGAGACCAAUGCCCUGAAGAAGAAUUUAAAGACUUUUCAUAUUUGGACAGAGAUGAGGUGUCUCCCCAAAGAGCACAAGGCAGGAUACUCCACCUGGAUCCAGGAGAAAACUCUUACUUGCUGCUUGAGGAUGAGCAGCUGGUUCUGAAAGCCUUUCGCCUUUUUCAUCGCGUUCCUUCCUUUGGUUUUGUGGUGGAAGAGAAGCCCCGUCCUGGUAAACUCAACGUGCAGAAACUGAAAGAUCUUG
Antrostomus carolinensis (chuck-will's-widow) is the source of this 468-nucleotide messenger RNA. Its product is annotated as zinc phosphodiesterase ELAC protein 1. The transcript has a single exon. The annotation marks the transcript as partial. The record is from RefSeq and is a predicted model, not a curated record. Gene Ontology annotation, cellular component: nucleus. Lineage: Eukaryota; Metazoa; Chordata; Aves; Caprimulgiformes; Caprimulgidae. Gene Ontology annotation, molecular function: 3'-tRNA processing endoribonuclease activity.